This is a messenger RNA of Fusarium sp. VM40, 1677 nucleotides long. Lineage: Eukaryota; Fungi; Ascomycota; Sordariomycetes; Hypocreales; Nectriaceae. The record is from the annotation of a GenBank genome assembly.
AUGGCUUCCUCACAUAAUCAAAAACUCGGCUCCGAUGUGUGCGUUGUAGGAGCAGGACCACUUGGUCUCCUGGCACUCAAGAACCUUCGAGAGCAAGGUCUUGAUGCCAGAGCUUUUGAAAGACAGGAACACAUUGGUGGAACAUGGCAUGCGUCGCAUAACACCGAGCAGACGACUGCCUUGCCACAGACGAAGCUCAACACCUCCAAGCAAUGUUGUGCCAUCACUGACUUUCCAAUUCCUGACGAGUUCCCUAUGCACCCCCCUCAAAAGGAUAUGGAGAAGUACUUCGAAUCGUAUGCCCGACACUUCGACCUAUUCCCACAUAUUGAAUUAUCAACCUCAAUAGAUCGGGUAGAACGCGAUGAGCAACUCCAAAAGUGGACAGUUACUACCAAGAACACCAAGACCGGCGUCAAGGAGGUCAGGACCUUUAGUCGUGUGGUUGUAGCCACAGGUAUGCUCAAUACCAAGCAUAUUCCAAAGGUCAAGGGCCUCGACAAGUUUGCCGGGGAUGUCAUGCACUCACGAGAGUUCAAGGACGCUUCGAAGUACCAGGGCAAGAACGUGGUUGUCGUGGGCGUUGGCGCAACUGGCGUCGAUUCAACAUCGUUCUUGGUGAGGGCUGGAGCCAACAAGGUCUAUUCCAGCCAUCGAGGCACCAUCUUCGUUCUCCCUAGAGUCAUCAAGGGCAAAGCGUUUGAGCACGUCAUGAGUCGCCGUAUUGGCAUCUGCUUGAGAGCCGUGGCUAAUUUCUUGCCCAAUGUCUUUCCAUCAAUCAUGACCAAGAUGUUGACAAGCACACGAGAUAAGGAGUGGCCACACUUGAAAGAGCUCCUCAAGGCUCGACCAGUUGACGGUUUCCCCUAUCGAAUUCCGUUAUUUUCAGACGACUUUGCGGACAAUAUUAAGAACGGCAACAUCAAGUCCGUCUUCGGCAUCAAGGAGAUCACUGGACCCAAGACGAUCACCCUUACUGACGGUACAGCUCUAGAAGACAUCGAUGCCAUCGUCUUCUGCUCAGGUUAUGAUUAUGACUUUUCCGCCAUCAAAGGUCCUGGCGAUCCUACCGACCCGGCCUUUGCGCCUGACCAUCUGAAGAAGGUCAGGGCAGCCAAGUAUUAUAACGAGAACAACCAAUUUGCGCGUCUCUAUCAUGGUUUUAUGUCAGAACAGUUUCCAGACUCGUUGGCUUUCAUCGGCCACGUGAUCAUCAUGAAGCCUCCAUUUGUCAUGUACGAUCUUGUUACCAUGUCCUUGGCGAGUUUGUGGUCUGGAAGCUACCCUAUUCCCUCUGAAGAAGAGAGGCGGAAGGAUAUCGAUAAACAAUAUGAGGUCAUCGUCAAGUUUCUCCAAAAGGGUCCAGUUCCUCAUAUGGGAAUGAGAAUCGAUGGAAAGGCUACCUAUGAGUUUUUAAACCAAGCAGCAGGCACAGGAGUGACAGACCACUUGGGGUGCUUCACUCGAAAGGCUUGGAAGCUUUGGUGGAACGACCGAAAGUUUUACAAUCUUUUGAUGGACGGUACUGAGGUGCCUGCAGUUUACAGGCUAUUUGAUACAGGUCGAGGUCGAAAGCCUUGGGGUGGUGCAAGGCGAUGGAUUGAGAAGACUAACCAGGAGGUGAAGGCAUUGGGGGAGAACUGGGAGAAGGAGAAUAAGGCCAAGAAGACGAAUUGA